UUAGAGACACUUAAUCUUUACGGUGUAAGAGAUACUAUUACCACCAUUAAUGAAUGUGACCUGAUAACCAUAUUUCGCUCACCUAGCGCAAAGAAUUUUCAAAUUUUAGACAUCGGGUCAUCGGAAACAACACCAUCGGUUUUAACAUUAAUUAAAGAAAAUUGUUCCUCAUUAUUAAAAAAUCUUGGUAUUUCAAAAGCACAAAUUACCAAUAUUCGUGCUAAUAAAGAUCUUUUAACAUCUUUACCAAAUCUUCAGUAUAUCGAUCUUACCUCAGUGCCAUGUUUUAAUGCGUUAAACACUAAUAGUUUAUUAAUCGGCAUAGAAAAGAAUAAACAUCCGAUUCAUACGAUUGAAAUAAAUGAAUCAUUACUUAAAAGACUUCAUGCAACUAAAGGAUGGAAAAUUGAUGUAAAUUAUAGUAGAAGAUGGAAUUAUUCUCGUGGAUCUCGAUUAGGUUCAAUAAGAGUUGAUAGG
Molecule: messenger RNA, 477 nt
Organism: Racocetra persica
Lineage: Eukaryota; Fungi; Glomeromycota; Glomeromycetes; Diversisporales; Gigasporaceae
Source: the annotation of a GenBank genome assembly